Anopheles gambiae (African malaria mosquito) is the source of this 3672-nucleotide messenger RNA. RefSeq names its product TBC domain-containing protein kinase-like protein. Lineage: Eukaryota; Metazoa; Arthropoda; Insecta; Diptera; Culicidae. Gene Ontology annotation, biological process: activation of GTPase activity; protein phosphorylation. The record is from RefSeq and is a predicted model, not a curated record. Gene Ontology annotation, molecular function: ATP binding; protein kinase activity; GTPase activator activity. The transcript is spliced from 5 exons. The coding region runs from base 364 to 3081 and encodes 905 amino acids.
UGCUGGCCGAGCGAAUGCUCCGGAGAUAGCGAGACAGGGAAAGCUUUCUGUCAAAGCGCGCUGUCAGCUGGCACGGUCGGUCAGCUAUCGUGCCUGAAUCACAACACAACAAACAACAUACAUGUUGCGGUGUUUUUGAGCUGUAAAUCGCUCACGGGCUCACGGGCGGUUCUCAGCAAAAAAAAACACAGGGGGGCGUAUAGCGUACAGCUCUGCUGGAUGUGCUGCGUUGGCAGAACGUCCGCGACCGGUGGGUAAGCUAGCUAGGGCCGUGCAUCGCAUCGGCUUGCGCAACCAACACUCCCUGUUGGACACGGGCUGCACAAGGGCGCCGGUGAUCGGGACGGGUGGGUGUACGCGGGAAUGAAAGUGACCAACUCGUCGACGGAGCGCCGCACCGCGUCCGAGUACCAGAGCGGCAGCAUCUUUCGCGGCUGCUCGGUCGAGAGUGGGGCGGUCGUGCCGAUGGCACCGUCCAAGCUCAACUACCGCGUCUCGGUGCUGACGUUCUUCGCCAAGGCGCACCCGAACGAUGAGUGCUGCGGGACGAACGGGCUGCCGCUGACGCCCAACUCGAUCGGCAUCUUUGGCCGGGCGCAGCUGCUCAAGUCGGACGCCCUGCGGCACGAGCACCUCUGCACCUAUCUGGACGCGAUACGGGGCAAGCACGAGCGCACGAUCAUUGUGCAGGAGUACGUCGGCUGCCCGCUGGCGGAAACGUUCAUCGGCGAGAACAACAAGCAGGAGACGCUGCUGCGCAUCGGCUACCAGGUGCUGGCCGCGCUGGCCCACCUGAACCGGUGCGGGCUGGUCUGUCGCAAUCUCGACCCGACCAGCGUGCUGGUGAGCCGGGACUUUGGCGUGAAGCUGUACAAUUACGGCCUGUACCACAUGACGGGCGGCGGCCGGUACGUGUCCUUUCCGAUCGGCAACGUGCGGUACCAGGCGCCGGAGGUGCUGCUCGGCAGCCGCGCGAACGCCAAGAGCGACGUGUGGAGCCUGGGCAUCGUGCUGGCCGAGCUGGCCCUCGGUUGCACGCUCUGGGAGUCGCUCAAGCUGUCCCAGAUUGUGCGCAAGGUGCUCAGCCUCGUUAACACGCAGCACGCCGUGUUCGAGAAGCUGGCCCGCGAGCACAACCGGCUGGAGGUGUACGAAGCGAUGGACGCGGGGCUGCGCCGCAUCAUAGAGGAGUGCCUCACGAUUUCGCCCCGCAGGCGCCCGCUCGCCAAGGAGGCGCUCGAGGAUCCGGUGUUUGAUUUUGUGCGGCUCAGCAGCAGCAGCAGCAGCAGCCCGGCAUCGGCUAGCGAUGCGAUCGGCGGCGGGCAAACGCUGGUCGAGAAGCAUCUGUCGCUGAGCCAGAUCUACUACCUGUGGCAGCUGGCCGGUGGGGACGUGCAGCAGGAGCUCAAAAAGGAGGGCCUCAUCAAGAGCGAAGCGCCGAUUCUAUCGCUGCCAAACUUGGUAAUGCUGAACGGGAGGUCGAUCUCGCCGCCGAAAAGCCAAAGCGUCCUGCACGACCACCGCAUCAUCUUUCUCAACUUCGGCACGCUGCUCGAGCGGCUGUCCGGCAUCCCGGAGGAGGACUAUCUGCCGCUGAUCUACAGCACGGACGCGUACCUCGAGUCGGCCAACUUCAAGACGGUGCUGCCGCUGGUGAUCCGCGAGCGCGACAUGCUGUACCAGUUUCACCGGCUGGUGCUGCUCAACACGCUGCUGCACGGCUACCCGUACACGCACGAUCUGUUGCGCUCGUUCGCGGCGAAGGACAUACCGCCGCUGUGUCGGGGGCAGGUGUGGGCCUGCCUGCUCGGUGUGGUACCGAACGGGGCGUACGAGCGGCUGGACAAGUGCAGCCCGACGCACACCGACCGGCAGAUCGAGGUGGACAUACCGCGCUGCCACCAGUACAACGAGCUGCUGUCCGCACCGGAAGGGCACGCGAAGCUGAAGCGCCUGCUGAAGGCGUGGGUGGCCGCCCACCCGCAGUACGUGUACUGGCAGGGGCUCGAUUCGCUGACCGCCCCGUUCCUGUACCUUAACUUCAACGACGAGGAGCGGGCCUUCCUCAGCCUGUACCGGUUCAUACCGAAGUAUCUGCACCUGUUCUUCCUGAAGGACAACUCGGCCAUCAUCAAGGAGUAUCUGGUGAAGUUCUUUCAGCUGAUCUUCUUCCACGAGCCGGCGCUCGCGAACCACCUGCACGGCAUCAGCUUCAUACCGGAGCUGUACGCGAUCCCGUGGUUUCUCACCAUGUUUAGCCACGUGUUUCCGCUGCACAAAAUAUUCCACCUGUGGGACAAGCUGAUACUGGGCGACAACUCCUACCCGCUGUUCAUCGGCAUCGCGAUACUGCGCCAGCUGAAGGGCACGCUGCUCAAGUCGGGCUUUAACGAGUGCAUCCUGCUGUUCAGCGAUCUGCCCGACAUCGUGAUCGAGUCGUGCGUCAACGACUCCGAAACGAUGUACCAGUUUACGCCGAAAAGCAUCACCUACCGCAAGUUUGCCCUGCACGAGGAAGGCCCGGAAGAGUUUGUACGGGAAGCGGCCUGCUGUUGCAGCCAGAUUUCAGUGGAGCUAAACCCUUCCCUUUUUUUUCUACCCCUUGCACAGGACCUAAACUACACCGAGGAGGAUCUGCGCGAGGUGCAGGCCGAGCUGCACCCGCGCAUCAGCGUGUACGAUCUGAUACGGUUGCUGCGCGAUCGGCCGGCCAGCACCGCGAUACUGGACAUACGCAGCAGCCCCGACUACCGGAAGGUGGCGAUCGAGAACAGCAUCAACGUGCCGUUCGCGUCCGUCUCGCUGAAGGAGCCGCGGCUGGAGGCGCUGAACGUGCCGCGGCUGGAGGCGUACCUGCGCCGCCACCCGCUCAUCACCGUGAUCGUGAGCGUGUCGCACGAGAGCGCGAUGCUGUUCGCCAAGUUCCUGGUGGACAGUGGCGUCCCGUACGUGGCGGUGCUGCACCGCGGCUUCGAGGCGAUCUACCGCCCGGACGACAAGCUGAUACUGCAAACGUUCGACUACAUCAAUACGCUCGCGAAGCAUCUCACGCCGAUCGGGUCGUUUGCGGCGAGCGAGUAGUUGCGAGGAGACUCUUCGCGAGCUGCAAGUGUAUAGGAAAGAUUAUUGUUUAUUUUGUGUUGGGAAGUAGGGGUUGGGGACCUACUUUCUGUUUUUUUUUGUCUUUGUUUAUCCUCAUAUUAGGCUUUUGUUUUAGAAAAGUUUUGUGCAAAUUGUUCCAAAACCGCGUUUCGUUACGCCAUCGGUUUAUGUGUUUAAUGAUUUAAUUUCAUAUUUCGUAAGAAACGUACUCAUACCCCGUUCUGCUACAUAUAUAUAGGCAGCACACACACACACACACUCUAUUUGUUAGCUUUUCGAGUGUCGUAUUAGACCAUUGCUGAUCGAUACAUCGCAACUCAGAAAGCAACCGUCAAACAGCAAUCGCAGAGAUUAAUGACACGUGCAAUAGUGACUGCAACUAAAUACUCUCAGCCAGCAAUAAGCGCCAUUAUUUUCGGAGGGGGAUUGAGUUCUUUCGCCCACCGGGAAGCGCCUGCUUGAAUCACUCAAAACCCGACCGUUAAACCAAAACCACACACCUUGUGUGUAACCAUUCUUGUAGCUAUUUUACAUAUUGCAUAAUAAAAGAAGGUAUAACAAAAAAAGAAA